Messenger RNA from Closterium sp. NIES-65, 3360 nucleotides. Lineage: Eukaryota; Viridiplantae; Streptophyta; Zygnematophyceae; Desmidiales; Closteriaceae. The record is from the annotation of a GenBank genome assembly.
AUGAAGGUGUAUGCGCACUGGGACGGCGAUCCGCAAUUCACGCUCAUCGCUGUGGUCGCGGAUCGCGCGGCCGCGACGAGCGCAGGCGGCACGAGCGCCGUGCGGACAGCGGGGGAGCUCAUCGCGCGGUUCGCCUCCGCUUUCAAUGCCAAGGUAUGCCCAUGCCCAUGCCCAUGCCCAUCCUCUUUCAUCUCCCACUGCCAUCUCAUGCUCUCCCCCCACCGUCCUUCCCUACUCCCUUGUUCCACUCCCCUCGUGCUCCGUCCCACCUCCGUCCCCAUGCCACUGCAACCAUAUCUCCUCGCCCAUUCUUGCCGCCCUUGCGGCAUGCUCACCCCCUCUCUCUCUCUCCUCCCUUCCGUGUCACCCCGUGCCCCUCACACCCCUCCGUACUACCCAACCCACCCCGACCCGCCACAUCCCCACCAGCACCCCUCCCACGCCCCUCUCUCGCCCUCACUUCUCUCACUCCACAAAUCAAGAUGCGGAUGUGCACAGUCGUCCCUUUUCUCCCGGCUUUCCUCCCGGCCCCGUGCCUCCCGUCUCAUGCAACUGCGCCCCUCCAACCCGCCACUCUCCCUCCGGUUCCCCAUCCUUCCCGCUGCCAUGCCAUGCAGAGGUCAAGAGGUGGGUGGCAGCACAGCGCUGAGCAAGGCAGUGCAAGACCUGGAUGACCUCUUCGUCCGCCACAAGCCACCACCGCACAAGCCAUCGCCUCCGCAGCAGCAGCAACAGGGGGCGGCGAACAGUGGAAAAUCCCCAGUGCAACCUCCCGACCAUGGUGCCGCCACCGCACCAACUGCUGGCCCCCCCACACGCUCCCCUCCCUCAGCUUCUCAAACCACCGCGCCUCCGCCUGCUCCUGCACCGUCCAUCCCCUCAGCAUUCGCGAAGCACCUCUCAAGCUCAUCACCUGUGACAUCGGUGCCCUCUUCCCCUGCCGCCACCACCCAGCGCACCACAGCUGCUUCACACGCACAGUCGCCCCUCGCGCUGCCGCUGGUGCGGCAUGCAGCACAGCAGCUGCUGCAGGCGCAGAGGAAGGGCCAGUACAAGCACGCCAUGCUGCUGGCGAAUGAGCUGCUCGCGGUGGUGCCCAACCUCAAGCUCGCCUACAGGGCGCUGGCGGCCAUGCACAUGGCCAUAUCACGCCACGACCGCGCUCUCCCAGUGCUGCAGGCAGCCGUGGCAGCACACCCCUCAGACCCCCUCCUCCACCUGCGCCUCGCGCAGGCCACUCUGCACCUGCAGCAACCCACUGAAGCACUCCCCCUGGCUGACCGUGCCCUCUCCCUUGCGACCAAGCAGGGCUGGCCGCAGCACAGCAAGCGCAGGGGCGCGGGGAAGGGCGGGCGAGGGGGGGGCAUGGUGGGGGUGCUGGGCAGCAAGCAGAGUGCCGCACGGAUGAUGCGCCGGGCUAGGGUGAGCGGGCAGCAGGCGGCUGAAAUGUUUGGUCUGCCCGAGGAUGAGGAGGAGGAUGAUGAAGAGGAGGGGGAUGGGGGGAAGGCGGGGAAGGGUGAAGGGAUGAAGACUGGCGGAGCCGGGGGAGCGUGGGAUGUGGACAGUCCGUACGCGGGCGAUCCACAUGGCGAUGUCUCAUUGGAUGACAUAAAGGUGGAGUGUGGGCGUGCGUUGCUGCAGGCGGGGGCAGUGGACGUGGCGGCAGCAGUGGUGGCGGGAGUGCUGCAGGGCGACGAGCACCAUGAGGGCGCUCUCCUGCUAUAUGGUGAUGUGCUGCUGCAACAAAAGAAGGCACAGGCAGGCACUCACACACCACAGGGAAACCCAGCGGAACGCCCAGAAGGCUCGGGUGCAAAGAAAGAGGUGGGUGGCGAGGGGGAAGGAGGGAGGAUGCAGGAGGAGGAGGAGGCAAUGAAGGCGUAUCUGCGCGUGCUACUAGCACACCCACAGCACUCCACAGCUCGUGCAAAAAUCGCCCACGUGCUGCAGCACCACGCCUCUGCUCGCCGCCUGCUGCUCUCCCAGCUGCGAGCCGGCGCAGGAGCCCCUGCGGACACGGCGCGUGCGCUGGUGUUCUUCGCCUCAGCGUGCAAGGACCACAGUGCGUUGGACGCCGCGUGUGAGUUCAUGCAGGUGGCUGUGGCGCUCGCUCCUGGGAGCAGCAGUCACGUGCUGGCGCUGCUGCAUUUGCAUGAAGUCAUGCUCAACGGCUGUGCUGCGCUGCACCUCGCACGCUCCUUCUGCGAAGCACGCCCUGGGUUUCGCCUCGGUCCCAUCACGCUUGGCUCAGUUUUGCCGUUCUUUGAAGGGCUGCCCCUCCACCCGGGCAGCUGCGAGGAUGUUUCGCCCUGCCCACAUGAGCGGGGCGUGCAGCUGGAGUUCCUCCGGAGGUGGGAUGGUGGGGGCGCACAGGAGGGCGGUUGUGAUGAGCUGGGGGCCGGUAGUGCCGGGGUGGCCAGUAGGGGUGCAGAAAGCAAUGGGGCAGAUAGCAAGGGGGACGGUGGCGGCGAGGGUGGGGAAGUGGCAGGAGUGGGAAUGGGUAAGGAGGAGUACAAUUCAGAGCAACUAGACGUGCUGGCGCUGCUGAUGACGACAGUGAAGGCGCUGUUCCUGGGAGGGGCCGUGCAGCGCGCCAAGGCGGUGGGAGCGCUGGUGGAGCGAGCACGACUGGCCUCGGUUACGCCCCUGCAUCAGACGCUCAUUCGCAACGAGGCGGCGUACUUUGGCUGUGCCUUCCAGCUGCUCACACAGUACCCCAUCCCCCACUCCCUCUCCGACAGUGCACCAAAGCCACUGUUCCUUGCUGGCGACAGCCACUGCAUGGCGGCAGCGUGGCGGGUGGUGCAGCUGAGGGGGCGGCCGCGGCUGCUGUGUCCGGUGCUCAUCACAGGGCUCAAGGCGUGGCACCUGCGCCCUGAAUCCACCUUCUUCCCCAAGGCGUCGUUCCACCGGGCCAUGCAGCGAGUGCCUCAGGGCAGCGAGGUGGUGGUGCUGUUUGGGGAGAUAGACUGCAGGGAGGGCAUCCUCAUCUCUGUCGAUCGCACCAAGUACAAGGACGUGGAGGAGGGAGUGGAGGUGACAGUGGACAUCUACAUCGCAGUGCUGCUCUCGCUCAUCGCAGCACGCGCCUUUGAGAUCUUCGUGCACCCCGUGCCCUCAGUCAUCCCCGAGACGCGUCCGCUCGCGCGCAUCUACAACGCCACGCUGCGCUGCCGCUGCCUGGCUGCCGCUGCCUCCCCUGCUGCUGGGGGGCGACUGCACAUGCUGGACUUCUUCAAUGGCCUGCUCACUGAUGAUCAAGAGUCGCUGCGGCGCGAGUUUGAGUUUGAUGGGACGCACAUGAGUCCUCUCUACGUGCCUCUCCUGGACAAGGAGCUCUCACGCAUCGAUGCAGAGUGA